AUGGCUCUAGAGAGGACUGUCAAGGAUAUCCAAGAUCAAAAUGCUCAACUUCAAGAAAUGUUCUUGAACCUGUCUCUGGGGCAAGAAGAAGUGAAAGCUCUCCUCACAAGGGGCAUGGUCCAGGGGAAUUCAAGCAACGCCAGGAGUGAUCAGUUGGAAGCACUGCAGUCUGAGCUGACUACAAUGAGGAUCCAAAUGAUGGGGAAACUGGUGGGCCAGAUGGCUCUCAUCCAGGACUUGGCUCAAAGAAAAGAGGAACUCAGAGUUCUCGUCAACCAACUGCUUCGGGACAACCAACUGGGGCAAACAUCUGAGGUUGAAGAGCAAGUCACCAUUCAACCCCCUUCCAGACAAGAAGACAAGGGGAAGGCUCCUCUACUUGCUUCAGGGUCACAAGCCCACCAACAACCUCGUCAGCAUCAACAGGGUAAUCGGCGUAAGUAA
Molecule: messenger RNA, 444 nt
Organism: Vicia faba (fava bean)
Lineage: Eukaryota; Viridiplantae; Streptophyta; Magnoliopsida; Fabales; Fabaceae
Source: the annotation of a GenBank genome assembly